AUUGUAGCAUCUAUGUAGGAAUGGCUAUGGCAGUCAACAAUGUUAAUAUUGCAUAUUAGAUAUGGUAGCAUAAUUGUGUUUUUUUUUUAAUAAGUAAAAAUUCAUUUUAAAAUGUAUGCUUAUUUGUUUAUAGGUUAUGAAAUAAAUAACGAUAAUAUCAUAAACACAAGUCGUCGUCAAUUAAAAACUACAGCUUCAGUUUCAUUAACUGAAAAUUUAAGACCUACCUUAAAGCUACAAGGUAAACCUGAUACUUUAGAUAGUUUUGAUAGUAAUGGUAACAUUUAAGGUUUUAUAGAUGAGAUACUAUCAAAAAUUUGAUACAUUUUUAAUAAUUACUUUGUUAUUUUUAUAAAUUAUUAAUAGAUAUCAAUAUUGAUUAUGAGAAAAACAACUCUAGUUCCUCUAGCUGUGAACUAUUGGAACACAAUGUUUUAGCACGAGAAGAUUCCAAUGAUUCAAAAUGUAGUUCAGCUUAUAAUCAGUCAAGUACGAUAAUGAUCUAUUUUAUAAGUAUUUAAUUUUUAAAUAAGAAAUCAUUUUUAAUUAACUUGUAUUAUGAGUUUUUUAUUUUUCAUUUUGUGUGAAUAUUUCAAAUAAUAGAAAUUUCGCCAUAAUCUAAAAAGACUAGCUUAUUUUGCAGUAUUUUGGAACUAGUUUGUGUAUUGAGGUUAUUUUUUUGACAUCUGCUGAUAAACAUGAAACAAUAGUCUUCUCUAACAUACAUCCUCCUGCCUCCCUCUUCAAAACCUUUUAUUUUGGAUUUAUUACAUAAUCGCCAAAUUCGAAAAAAAUAAUUUAAGAAAACAUAGGUUACAUCGGAACAAUGAAAGUUAUAGAGAAUCUACAAAUACAGAUGUAUUUCGAAGAAGUCCCAGAAUCCAGUGAUAACAAUCCUACUUAUCCUAGACACUUCGUUGGAGCACAAUUCAUGUAUUCGGGGAACUUUUUGAUCUCACUACCUACACAUGAACUAUUUUUCCAUGUAGUCCCCACCCCUUUCAAAGCAUGUUAUGAUGUGGUGAGGGAACAAUAAUUGUUUGCUUUGGUCAAAGAACUCUGCCGCCACCGCUUUUGCUAGAAAUGGCACUAGAUAAAAUACUGGUACUUGGAAAUAACAUUAUUAAAGUAUCCUGGUAGUUAAUACCACCGUUAGUUUCUAUAUUAUUGGUAUUUACUGUAAUUUCCGUAUCAUCAAUAUCACAAUAAUUAAUGUAUGCACGUAAAUAGGGUCCUGAAAUACAAAAAUCUUGAGUUUUUUUUUUUUUUUAGUAUUUUGCUACUAGUUUGUGUAUCUCAAUACACAAAAAGUAACCUUAGUUUUUUUUUGACAUCUGCUGUUUUCCUAGUAAUUAGGAAAUAAUAAAUUUUAAAAACGGACAAAUUUUUAUGGUUACAAAAGUUUCAUGAUUAAAAAUUUUUGUUCAUUUUUGUUUUACCAAAAGAAACCUUGCCCAGUAUUUCAAAAGGGGAUUUAGUAGGUUGUGUUGGAGUUAAUUUACUUUUUUUAAAUGGUUCAUUUCAUAAUCACUCCCGAAAUUGCCAUUAAAUUUGUUAGUAUAAUGGAUUAUUUUUAUCAUAUUGGAGAUGUUGGCAUUUCAAUAACUCAGAACCAUUUAUUUUUGUUCGUAAUAAAUUUUCUUUACCUUCACAAAAGUUUAACUGAAUUCUGACAUCAUCGUAGAAUAUGCCAAAUGUUUCUUUCAGUCUAUUUUUUGUAAAAAUAAUUUAAACUCAUAGUUAACUUCUUUAACUAAUCCGAGCCAUGUUUUCAGUCACAUUAAAAUGUUGGAACUAAAAACCUUUUGUUAUUACUGUAUGAUAGUAUUGUAUUAUCUUGGAUUAAAUUUUGCUUGAAAUGCAUAUGAUGUUUGCAUAUCUUGAUGUAAGUUAUGUAGAAUUAUAUUCGAGUCUAAUUUUGAGAUUUGAAAGUACUGGGGCUGUUCAAGUUCUCAAAUUGAAACAAUUAUUUUAUAUUUUGAUGUUAUUUUAAUUCUUUUAAUUAUAAUAUUGCUAAAAUGAAAGAGUAUAAAGAGAUCGAUGUUUUCAAUUUCUAUCCUAUAAUCAAAAUAUUUAUCAAAUUUUAAAUUGUACUAUUAAAUGUUUUUAAAUAUCAUUCACAAAAGGUCCAUUCAAAAGUAUUUCAAAAUUUGAAUCGCCAUUUUUGUUAAAGUUUGUAGAAGCGGUUUUAUCUUUCGACUAGAGAUGUCUGCAUUUCUUCUUAAUUAUGGUUAUGUUUAGUCAUUGAAUGCAAUACUAUUUCUCAAUGAGUCCAAUAGGUUUAAAUUCAUAAAAACAGCGAAUGUUUUACAGUUCCCGAUACACAGACUCCAUGUAUUGUUUGGAGUAUAGCAUGCACUAAACAAAUCAUAAUCAUUUUUGUAAGCAGAUAUUAACUCUUAACCGGUAUCUGUAUCAAAAAGGACUAACUCAAGGAUAAACCUUAACUCUUUGGGACACCAAUUUAUUGGUUUUAUUAAACUCGCCAUUACCAAUAGUGAAAUAAUAAUUCAAAUAAAUUUAAAACGUGAGAAGUAAUGGUAUUUGAUUGUAUUUUCUUUUCAUUUAAUCAUUAUUCACUAAUAAAAAGUUAAGAGAGAUAAAUUUUAAAAUUUAAACUACAGAUAGUUUGUAGAUUUGAGACAUUGAAAGUUGAGAUAUUAAAAAAAAAUGUUUUUGAUGAAACAAUUUAAAUCUAGCACUACUUUUGAAUAAUCCUUUAACACGAUCAUUUUUAAUUUUUUUUCAUUUAACACAUUUACAAGUAAAAACUGGGCAAUUAAGUUGUGAUUGCCUCUCUUAAAUAUGUUUUUGAGUUCUUAUUAAUAUAUUUGUUUAUGGUUACAGAGAAUGAUCGAAUUGCAAAGAAAUUGAAUGCUACAAGAAAUAAAAAAAAAUUAGUGAAAAAUAAAUCUAAUGACUCAGUAAAUGAUUCCAUGAGGAAGAAAUCACGUGAGUAAAUUUUGAGUAAUAAUUAAAAUGGUACACGGAAAUUCACCGUGUGAUAGAUUUGUGAAAUGAUUUGAAUUCUGAGGGUUCUACUUCUAUUGUUACAUGUUCUUUUUUUUAUACUCAUUUAAUAUGAUAUGGUUAUUGCGCUAUUUCCAGUAAAGCGAAUAUUUAUUCCUAAUGAAAUUUUGGGUCGUAGCAUUUGUUGAUCAAGAGCCCACUCUAAAAAGUAUCGUUUAUGAUUUAGCGUCUGCCCGAGAGACGUGGCUCAUGGUACGGUUUUCAAACUGCGACUGUCGUUGCGGAUUUUGUAUAACACACUAGUUUUCCUCACUUUUUAAAAUAACAGCUCAUGGUCAUUUGUAGUGAAUCUAGAUUUCGUCAUUUUCGAUAUUUUUCGAUUGAAUAAAUUAAUUUAUACAAAUAUAAUUUAAAUUCGUUCAGAAUAAAAUCGCAAUGCGAUGCACGCAAUACAAGAAAUACAUUGAUUCCAGAGCACUACGAUCAUCAAACGCGAAUAUUGUUGACACGCACACGUCGAUUACACAAUGGAAACCAUGAUGAGGCAUUUAUUUUUAAACAAUUCUGAUAAUUUUAUGAUAUUGAUUGGUAUAAAUAGUUUGUGUAGCCAUUGAACUAGCCACAGAUUAUUAUCCUUUUGUUACACAUGGUUCCUUAGAGUGAAAGUUUUUCUGUUGUCAAAUAAGACGGCCACUGCGUGUUGUUUAUUAUUUAUUGUUUUGUUUUAUGCUUAUUUGGUCCACCACUUUGAUCAGAUUAAGAGUAGUUGAAUGUUCUAGCUCAAAUGCGUACUCCUUGUUUCUUAUCUUAUUUGCUACUUCCAUCUAUAGUUCUUUGAGUAUGACCAGUUCAUAAAGUUUUGAUCGAAAUUGACAUGUUUAUAUAAUUCAUGAUUUUCGUCAUGUUUUUUGGUAGGUAGUAGAAAAAUAAAUAGGAAUAAAAUCAUUAAAAAUGUUAGUAAAGGCCAUAAUUUGGCAUUUUUGGAGGUAUUUUAGUGCUGUGUUCAUUCUCGAGGCUGUGCCUGAAGAAUUAUGUUUAGGAAGUCUUACAUUAUCUAGGGUGAAAAUAUUUGAUUUUGUAAUAAUAGUGUUUUGAGUCUUUGGAUGAAAGUGAUGACCUCUAGCAUUUCAAGAUUAGAAUUUUUUGUGAAUUGGUGGUCUAGUUAGUCCGCAAUAAGUUCAACUGUUUUGUCCGCCAACAAAGUCUGUCCAUAUGAUCUAGUUAACAAGUGACAUGCCGAACGGUAUAGUUUUCGCAUGAAUUUCCAAUAAUUAAAGCCAUCGAUAGUUUAAUCUUUGUACUUUGAUAGUCGUUUGUUAGCNUUUUUUUUUUGCAAUCCUGACCGUUUUCACAAUAAUUUAUUAUUAAAAGUUAACCCGACAAUAGAAUCCCUUAUUUAUUUAUACCCUUAUACCAAAUCUUUGACACGUCAGUUAUGUAAAACAGACAUUAGUUCAGAGAGUAAAUUUAUUAUGGUUUUGUCCUUUCACAAAUGCCCCUUGUACAUUUGAAAUAAUGUAUUUAAUAAUAAAACUUUUACAUAGUUACACAGUGGGAUCAAAAAGUUCCCGGAAUACUCGAAUAGCUCGCCAACGCAGUGUUGUGUCCAAAAGCAGUAGGAUUGAUAUCACUGGAUUCUUUGACUUCUUCGGGGCUCAUUUGUAUUUGUAUCAGUCACAACGGAAUAAAGAUAGUUGUAGAGAAAAUACAAAUACAGAUGUACUCCUAAGAAGUCACAGAAUCCAGUGAUAUCACUCCUAGUUAUCUCAUAUACUCUGUUGGAGCACCAUUUAAGUUUUCAGGGAACUUUUUGAUCCCACUACGUACACAUGAACUAUUUUGCCUCUUUGUCAUUAUGGGGGAUAUUAGGUCAUGUGUGCCUUAAUCAAAGAAUUCUGCCGCCACCUCUUUUGGUAGGAAUGCACCUGAAUGAAUACCGGUAGUUGGUAUUACCAGUAUUAAUGUAUACCGGUAAGGUAAAAUUGAUUGUAAAAUGUAUGCUGAUUUGUUUAUAGGUUAUGAAGUAAAUAAUGAUAAUAUCAUAGACACAUGUCGUCGUCAAUUUCAAACAGCUUCAGUUAUAAUAACUGAAAGUUUAAGACCUACCUUAAAGCUACAAGGUAAGCCUGAUACUUUAGUUAAUUUAGAUAGUUAUUGUAGUAUUUAAAUUUUUAUGGAUGAGAAACUAUCAAAAAUUUGAUACAUUUUUAAUAAUUAUUUUGUUAUUUUUGUAAAUUAUUAAUAGAUAUCAAUAUUGAUUAUGAGAAAAACAACUCUAGUUCCUCUAGCUCUAAACUAGUGGAAUACAAUGUAUUGGCACCAGAAUAUUCCAAAGAUACAAAAUGUAGUUCAGCUGAUAAUCAGUCAAGUACGAUAAUGAUCUAUUUCAUUAGUAUUUAAUUUUU
This is a messenger RNA of Cinara cedri, 5375 nucleotides long. The record is from the annotation of a GenBank genome assembly. Lineage: Eukaryota; Metazoa; Arthropoda; Insecta; Hemiptera; Aphididae.